This is a messenger RNA of Vittaforma corneae ATCC 50505, 318 nucleotides long. RefSeq lists its product as uncharacterized. The coding region runs from base 1 to 318 and encodes 105 amino acids. Lineage: Eukaryota; Fungi; Microsporidia; Nosematidae. Gene Ontology annotation, biological process: ribosomal large subunit biogenesis. The transcript has a single exon. Gene Ontology annotation, molecular function: RNA binding; GTPase activity. Gene Ontology annotation, cellular component: nucleolus. The record is from RefSeq and is a predicted model, not a curated record.
AUGAUUCAAAGCUUUGGCCACAUCAAUCCUGUCCCGCAGUGCAAAGAACUAAUAGACUUGACGCUCAGCAAAACCAACAGAAAGACACCCACGGUCAUCCAUCCUGGGUAUGAAAUCCCGAGAAUUAGGAAUUUCUACAUUAGAAAAGUCAAGCACUCGGCCGAGGAAUUUAAGAGCAAGCUGGAAGAAAUAGUCAGCCAGUUUCCAGUCCUCGAGGACAUCCAUCCAUUUUACUCUGACCUGCUUUCAGUGCUGUACAGCAGGGACCACUACAAGAUCGCUCUGGGGCCAAGUCAACGCUACAAAAUCAAAAGUUGA